AUGUUAAACAAGCCUGUGCUGGUGGAAUCGCUGAUCGUGUUCACCAUCGUGCUGUGCGUGCACGCGGUGGUGUGGGACCGCUACUCCUGGUGCUCUGUAGCUCUUGCCAUCCAGGCUUUUUAUGUCCAGUUCAAAUGGGACCGGCUGCUGCAACUGGGGGGGGCCGUCUUCCAGUUCCGCACAGCAGCGAACAGCGGCCUCCUGCCAGCUAGCAUGGUCAUCCCCUUGUUGGGGAUAGCGAUGAAGGAGAGGUGCAAGGCUGCUGGCAUUGUGUACUUUGAACGUUUUGGCAUAGUCGUAGCUUCCACUGGCAUGUUGGUUGCUCUCUUUUUGUCUGUAAUAGCGGUUGGCAUCACAAAACCCGUGCCCUCCAACACUUGCAUACUCACUGGUGUUGCUGGCAGUAUAAUUAUCUAUACCAUGAAGCACUCUUUGACUGUUUCAGAAGUGAUAGAGGUCCUAGAGGUGCUGCUAAUUUUUGUCUACCUCAGCAUGAUCUUGCUUUACUUGUUGCCUCGAUGUUUUACCCCUGGAGAAGCAUUGCUAGUGCUUGGAGGUAUAAGUUUUGUUCUCAAUCAGCUCAUCAAACGCUCGCUGAAUGUCGUUGAGGGCAGAGGUGAGCCCAUAGACUUUUUCCUUCUGGUGGCAGUUAUCGGAGUUAUUCUUCUUGGGCUUUUCUUCACUGUUCUCUUCAUUUUCAUGGAUUCGGGUACGUGGAUCUCCUCCAUGUUUUUCCACAUGAUGACAGCAGUGCUAGGCUUAGGGGUCAUCAUGCCUUGGCUUUACCGACUGAUCCAGAAGAACCCUUUGUUCUGGCUACUCCAGUUUUUAUUUCAGACACAGACAAGAGUUUACCUUCUUGUAUAUUGGACCUUUUUGGCUGCUUCAGCGUGUGGCAUAGUUUUCUACCAGAACGCUAAGAGAUCAUCUGAAUCUAAAAAGCACCAGGCCUCAACUAUAACCAGGAAAUAUUUCCAUUUCAUUGUUGUAGCUACUUAUGUUCCCGGACUGAUUUACGACCACCAGCUUCUCUAUGUUGCUGCAGUCCUGUGUCUGGCAGUGUUCAUAUUCCUAGAAUAUAUCCGGUACUUCAGGAUCAAACCAUUUGGCCAAACUCUUCGGCAUUUGCUGUCUCUCUUCUUGGAUGAGAGAGACAGCGGGCCUCUAAUCUUGACUCAUAUUUAUCUUCUUCUUGGCAUGUCCCUCCCAGUGUGGUUGUUUCCUAGAUCUUGUGCUCCUAAAGGCAGCUUGUCUGGGGCAGGAGCAUUGGUCCCCUACGCCGGGGUGCUAGCAGUAGGGGUAGGAGACACCAUUGCCUCUGUUUUUGGCAGUACCAUGGGAGAAAUCAAAUGGCCAGGAACAAAGAAGACCUUUGAAGGGACAAUGACAGCUAUUUUUGCUCAGAUCAUUGCUGUGGCUCUUAUUCUGAUCUUUGACAGCAAUGUGAAUCUGAACUCUAGCUAUGCCUGGAUUCUGGCGUCUGUGAGCUUAGUUUCCCUUUUGGAAGCUUAUACUACCCAAAUCGAUAAUCUGCUGUUGCCUCUCUACCUCCAGAUAAUGUUUAUGGCUUAGAAGCACUUCCAGGAACAGAGAUUUCUCCAUUUCUAGAGGAAAGUGGAAAUAGAAUAUGCACUACAGUGAGAGACGAAAGCCAAUCUAAACAUUGCUUUUGGUACAGCAGAUAAAAUUGUUAAAAACAAAUGGAAAAUGGCUAUUUAAUAAAAGUUUUGUUCUUUUUUUUUCCUAGUUUAAAACAGCAUGAGUUGCUCUUUGUCCUCACAAGAACCCAACCAUGACUGAUAAAUUGGAUUAUUAAAUAAAAAUGCUAUUUUUAAGUCUCUUGGGGGUGCCCAGAGGCAGAGGGAGUAGAGAAAGAAGAGGUAAGUUAAUUACAGAAGAGAUCGUGCCUCCUCUGUACUGCAUCACAGCCUAAACUUGUCAUACUGUACCGAAUGCUGUCAUCUUGUAUUACUGCAUAUGUGAAGUCACUCCUGUAUAAGCACUGUUUAAGCAUGUUUUGUGAGGGUCGCCACUCUCUACCCAGAACCAAUGUGACUGUCCUGAUGUAUCCAGUCACCAUCAACUGAGCCCUAUUAAUGCACUGCAAUGCAUGAACACAACUUCAGAUACAAUAGUUGCAGAGCUAACUUCAUCGGGGGGGGGGGCGUGUUGAGAAUUUGAGACUUAAUUCCAAGCAAUGAUAACAAGAGGGUUACAGUUUCAGGCCUGGAUGUUUCCACAACAAGAAAAAUGUUUCUCAAGAUUUUAAUCUCUAUUAAAUAUUAUUCCAAAUAAUUUAGAGUGAAGAAAAACUAAGCAAGCUCACAAGAAAAAAAAACUAGUUGCGCGCUAACUGUGAAUGCAGGAAGGCUGUUGAAGUCAAUAAACAUCUUUUACACUA
Messenger RNA from Cygnus olor (mute swan), 2401 nucleotides. RefSeq names its product dolichol kinase (gene DOLK). The transcript has a single exon. Gene Ontology annotation, molecular function: dolichol kinase activity. The record is from RefSeq and is a predicted model, not a curated record. NCBI's taxonomy places the organism in Eukaryota, Metazoa, Chordata, Aves, Anseriformes, Anatidae. Gene Ontology annotation, cellular component: endoplasmic reticulum membrane. The coding region runs from base 1 to 1572 and encodes 523 amino acids. Gene Ontology annotation, biological process: dolichyl monophosphate biosynthetic process.